AUGCUCAGUGUCUGCCACCCCGACGGUCUGACACUCAUAAUCACUCCUAAUGCUGACACAAAAUGUCGUAUCAAGAACCACCUCAAGUUGGCCCGGAAUGCACAGGCCAAUCAGACACCCGUGGAACCCAAUACGACGUUGGCGAUGACUGACACUGCCACAACAUCUGAACCAAGCACAGUCCCACCUUGCAAAUCCAAGAAUGUUAGGAAACGAAAUGCCGCGUCGAGGGCUGACUCCACAUCAACGGUCAAUCUCGCAUCGAUGGCCAAUCCCUCUCAGAAGGAGAUUGCGGAGAUUCGAGGAAAGAAUGAGAGGAUUCUCGCCGAGAAUGAGAGCAUUCGCAGCGAGAACGAGAGGAUUCUCACUAAGGACGAGGGCAUGCGCGGUGAGAUUGAGAGGAUCACCAACGAGAACGAGAGCUUGCGCAAGGACAACGAGCGCAUCGAUAAUGAUCUUGCCAUCAUUCGCAAGGACCUUGACGCAGCGAGAGUCCAACACACUCAGGAUGUUGAAGCACUCAGAGAAGUCACAAUGUCACUAGCUCCCUUGCAUCUUCGUGUCCUACUCGACCGUGCACGCAGAAAGGGUCUGGAACACCUCGGCCACGAGGCCUGGGAAGGACUUCGCGAUUCCCGCAGCGUCUAUCAACUUUCAAAUACCAUCUUCGAUGCUCUCAAACGGCAGGGUGUAUGA
Messenger RNA from Suillus discolor, 696 nucleotides. RefSeq lists its product as uncharacterized. Lineage: Eukaryota; Fungi; Basidiomycota; Agaricomycetes; Boletales; Suillaceae. The record is from RefSeq and is a predicted model, not a curated record. The transcript is spliced from 4 exons. Bases 1 to 696 code for a protein of 231 amino acids.